Lingula anatina is the source of this 3381-nucleotide messenger RNA. Its product is annotated as amine oxidase [flavin-containing]-like. The record is from RefSeq and is a predicted model, not a curated record. Lineage: Eukaryota; Metazoa; Brachiopoda; Lingulata; Lingulida; Lingulidae. Gene Ontology annotation, molecular function: oxidoreductase activity.
AUUAAAAAAUAAAUAAAAUGUCUUGAAACGAAAUCAAAAGCGAAAAACACCGGCGGGUGCCCUCUAGCGGUAGAUGCGCAUGCAGUAAAUUUCCAUAAAAUCUUCUAGGUCAAGGCUUUGUCAAAAUACGCCAUUCUUCAAGGUAAAGUAAAGUCUCUCACAGACAGAAGAAGAUGGUGGGCAAAAAGCCGAACGUGAUUGUUGUUGGGGCUGGACUUAGCGGGUUGUCCGCCGCAAGAACGCUGAACGAGGCAGGCGUAGAUGUCGUAGUUUUGGAGGGAAGAGACAGAGUGGGAGGCCGAGCUUAUACAACUGAGCGGGGCAGUGACAUGGGAGGGGCGUAUGUGGUUCCGUUUAUAUUCACAGAACUUCAUAAACUGGCCACUGAGUUUGGCAUAAAAGCUGUCAGCACCAAUUCGGAAGGGAAGAAAAUAUACUACAAAAAUGGAGAGGCCAAAUCUUUUGAUGAUCGUGUGAAGCUUUUUGCAAACCCUUUGGCAGGCCUGGAUGUCAACCAUUCCUUGGUAGAAAUUCAGAGAUACUGCAACAUGAUGCAGAUAGAUAAGCCCUGGAAUUUCAAAGAAGCAGAGACACUGGAUAAAAUGACACUGGAAGAAUGGAUAAAAGCCAACACAUGGACACAGGAGGCGCGCGACUUUCUCCAGGUGUACUGUGUGACCAAGGCGGCGGUGGAGCCCUGCGAAAUUUCAUUUCUGGCCUUUGUCUGGAAGGUUAAAAGCAUGGGGAACACAAGAGAGGCAUACUCUUCUGGUGGUGGAGGUCUCACAGUGUAUGCUGGAGGAAUUGGGCAAAUUACUCAAAAGAUGGCGCAAGAGCUCGGAGAUAAAGUGCAGUUGAAGAAAAAUGUCCAGCGAGUGGCACAGCAAGGGGACAGCAUUGAGGUGACGACAGAAGAUGGAAAAACUUUUAAGGCCGACUACAUGAUUCUGACUACCCCUGCUGUGAUGCAGUUGAAGAUGACCUUUGACCCCCCACUGCCGCCACUCCGAACACAGCUUUUACAGAGGCUACCCAUGGGGGCAGCCAUUAAGUGUAAACUAACAUACAAUCAGCCAUUCUGGCAAGAAAAAGGUUAUAAUGGAUUUACUCUGGUUGAAGACAAGAAUGAGCCAGUCUCAUGGGUGUUAGAUGACUGUUACCCAGGAGCCAAGAGCUAUGGACUUGUCAGUUUCUUGGUUGGUGACAAAGCAAGAAACCUGGCACAGUUGGGGAGAGAAGAGAAAAUAAGUCAACAGUGUAAAAGUCUCGCCAAGAUUUUCAACUCCCAGGAUGCUCUAACGCCUUCAGGUUAUGAAGAGGUGGACUGGAUGUCAGAAGCAUUUUCAUUGGGUGGUUUCAGUCAUGCAUAUCCACCAGGGGUACUGACCAAGUACAAAAAUCUUCUCCGAGAGCCAGUUGGCAGGUGUUAUUUUGGUGGAGCAGAAACGGCAGCUCCAGGCACAGCUGGCCUUGAAGGCGCUGUCAGGUCUGGCCAGAGAGCCGCAAGACAAGUGCUGAAUGCUAUGGGGAGACUGCCUCUUUCUGAUGUUGAGGAUCCAGAUGCUAAAAAGGACAUGAGUUACCAGAUUCCUGCCAAGUAUCGUUACCUUCCCAGUGUUCCUGUUGCUGUUUCCACGACAACAUUGGUUACUCUGGGUCUCGGACUGUUGUUGGGGCGAAGAAUGGUAGUUCUUAGAGCCAGAGCUCGUAGGCCAUAAGUUCAUGAAAGAUGACUAUUUCUUAUAUCAUUGCAUCAUUUUUGAAAAGGUUAAAUUAGAUAUUGGUGACCUACUUUUCAUAAUGAAUUCUUCUUGAAAUUUCAUCUGUUAGGUAUUGUUUUUACAUUGUUUAAAUUCAAAGAAUACAUUUUGCAGGAUUUAUUUUUAUGUAAAAUUGAUUUUUGGUACUGCCAAUUAAAUGAGGAAGCUGGAAAUUAAGAAAGAAAGACCAAUGAAUUUAUUACUGUUAUUUGUACUAAAUAUUUACUAUCGUGCUAAAAGCGAUGUGACUAAGAUUGAAUGUAUUUUUGUACGUAACAGAUAGGUGCUUGGCACAUGGAAAGCCAUGUGGAGUAUUUUCUUGUUGUUUUCCUUUGAUUUGAUGAAAGGAUCACUGUUAUCAGUAUUGUAUGUAUGAUGACUUUGCUUCAGAAGCUUUGAAUACUAAGCACCUGUUCCACAAUGAGUUCAAAGUUCAUGGGCCAAGUUUAGCCAACUAACACUGGAUAGCAGACUACAUAGAGCUGACUUUCUGCAUUAUUGGUAGAAAGCCCCAUUCACAGAAUAGGAAACUAGACCGAGGGUCCAAAAUGGCGACCCAUCAAAAAGCUUGAAGUCUAAUCAACUAAUAGACAUUGAACUAUUCAAGUGGGUUGGUUAUAUUUUACCCUCAGACUAGUUAUAGUCCCCUAUGUAUUCUGAAUGAGGGCUAAGCGCUUUUCAGAAUGAUCUACCCAAUAUGAAUGCAUUUGGCAUCUUUACAUGAGCUGUUAUCACCACUAGGAGUAAGAACCUCAGUCAGGAAUUAAACAGUUAGUGCAAUAGGCUAAGUAAAAGAAAAGCAGUUGUAUGAGGUAAGAGGCAUUAUUGAUAUAGAAAAGUGACAGUAGACAGCUAUGAUUUUAGCCCCAAAAUUGACUUGAGGCUCUUUGUGAAGCAGGGUCCCAGAAUAAUAUUUAUUUUUGAAAAGUAUGUAUAAACUGGAGUUACACUUCAUAAAGUGGACCAAAGGGGGUGUUCACACAAGUUUGAAAUGGAACAAACCAGAUUUGGUCCAAACUACAGGAGCAGUUAAAGUAAGGCUCCUUGGGUAGUCACCAGUUUCACUGCAGAUUGGUAAAACCAGCUUGAACACUGGCAUUGGAAACUGUGUAUAGUUUUGCUGUGUGGCCACCAAUGUGAUUUCAGGAAUAGCUGAAACCUGCAGUAUGGGUUAGAUAGACAAUGAACUGGAGGAGGGGGUUGGAGAAGUGCAUGGGUAAAAGUUGUAAAAACUGAAAAUCCUGAGAAUGUAGCUUGCAAGCUCUCAUUACAUUUAGACCAUAUGAAAAAAUAAAAAAAAUCAAAAUGAAGAUUGAAAAUGCUGUAAUCCAGCAUAAUUCUGUCAACUUUCACCCAUGUCAGUUUGCAAUUGAUUCAUUAGGUAUGCUUCUGGUACCCUUAAAGUUAUGCGAGUUAGAACUCCUCAAAUUGAAAUCAAGUUUGCUUUUAUAGGAACCAUAUGUGUGUACAUGCAGGUACCUUCAAGUGUUAUGGUCAGACCAUUUAUAGGAUCCAUGUGUGUACCUUCAAGUGUUAUGGUCAGACCAUUUAUAGGAUCCAUGUGUGUACCUUCAAGUGUUAUGGUCAGACCAUUUUAUUGUUCAUGUGUUCUCUGAAUAAC